This is a messenger RNA of Gossypium arboreum, 606 nucleotides long. Its product is annotated as 60S ribosomal protein L35a-3-like. Gene Ontology annotation, molecular function: structural constituent of ribosome. Gene Ontology annotation, cellular component: cytosolic large ribosomal subunit; ribosome. Lineage: Eukaryota; Viridiplantae; Streptophyta; Magnoliopsida; Malvales; Malvaceae. Gene Ontology annotation, biological process: cytoplasmic translation; ribosomal large subunit biogenesis. The transcript has 5 exons. The coding region runs from base 49 to 387 and encodes 112 amino acids. The record is from RefSeq and is a predicted model, not a curated record.
GUUCUUUCGCAGGUAAAGCGGCAGCAAAGGUGUCAUCUUCGAUUCACAAUGGUGAAAGGUCGCCAAGGAGAGCGCGUCAGGCUCUAUGUUCGUGGAACCAUUUUGGGUUACAAGAGGUCGAAGUCGAAUCAAUAUCCAAAUACGUCACUGAUUCAGAUCGAAGGGGUGAACACCAAGGAAGAAGUGGGAUGGUACUGUGGGAAGCGAAUGGCGUACAUUUACAAGGCUAAAGUGAAGAAAAAUGGGUCACAUUAUCGUUGCAUUUGGGGUAAAGUAACUAGGCCUCAUGGCAAUAGUGGUGUUGUUCGUGCUAAGUUCAAGUCUAAUCUCCCUCCUAAAUCCAUGGGUGAUAAAGUUAGAGUUUUCAUGUAUCCCAGCAACAUUUGAGAUGCUAGGUAGGAAUUGCAAGUUGGUAGGAUGAGUUGUGCAAGUCGGGACUGGAUUGCAAUUUAGAGCUAUAUUUUAUAUCUAUGAUGAUUUUGGUAGCUUUUUGUAUUUCUUAAGAUAAUCAAUAUUGUUAAGUUCAAAAUGUGGAAUCUUUGUUAUUGAUAAAAUAUCAGUAUAUUUUUGGAUCUUAAAAGCAUGAAUGCAAGCCAUUUUGAAAUA